AUGUCUAAAUUUAGUUGUAUCGUAGCAGUUUGCGAAAACCGUGGCAUAGGCAUCAAUGGUGAUUUACCGUGGAAAUUAAAGCAAGAGCUGCAAUAUUUUUCUAAAACAACCAAAAAGGUGACUGAUUCUAGCAAACGAAAUGCCAUCAUUAUGGGCAGGAAAACGUAUUUCGGUGUACCAGAAAGCAAACGACCAUUGCCGGAACGAUUAAACAUAGUUCUGACUCGUAACGCCUCCGCAUAUUCCUUUCCAUCGGAUGUCCUUGUUUGCAACAGCCUCCAAGAAGCGCUACACAAACUGGAUUCGACAGAUUCUGGCAAAGAUAUUGAAAACAUUUGGGUGGUAGGCGGAAACAGCGUAUACAUGGAAGCCAUGGAUUCUGAACGUUGUCACCGUGUCUAUUUGACGGAAAUCAAAGAAAAAUUCGAUUGUGAUGCCUUUUUUCCAGAGAUGCCAAAAUCGUUUGUGCUUAUUGAAAAUGAUGGUGGCAUUUCAAACGAAGUACAAGAGGAAAACGGAAUACAAUAUGAGUACAAGAUAUUCGAAAACAAACAUUAAUAAUUCGGCAGCGUCGCUCAUCAAGUUUGCAACUUACUGCAUUCCAACAUUAUCGUU
Molecule: messenger RNA, 615 nt
Organism: Anopheles nili
Lineage: Eukaryota; Metazoa; Arthropoda; Insecta; Diptera; Culicidae
Gene: Dhfr
Product: dihydrofolate reductase
Exons: 2
Coding region: 1-558 (185 amino acids)
Biological process (GO): tetrahydrofolate biosynthetic process; glycine biosynthetic process; dihydrofolate metabolic process
Cellular component (GO): mitochondrion
Molecular function (GO): dihydrofolate reductase activity; NADP binding
Source: RefSeq, a predicted model, not a curated record